This is a messenger RNA of Cuscuta europaea, 1993 nucleotides long. The record is from the annotation of a GenBank genome assembly. NCBI's taxonomy places the organism in Eukaryota, Viridiplantae, Streptophyta, Magnoliopsida, Solanales, Convolvulaceae.
AUUCUUUUUCUUUUUUUUUUCCAAAAUUGCCAUCCUUCCUCUUCGACGCCGCUCACCUCUGUGGCUACGCUCGUUCCACCUGCGGCUAUGGCGCCCUUCACACAGGUGCAGCCAAUGCAAUCCAGCAACAUCCCUGCAAUCCACUUCGGCUCCACCUCCUUCGACUCAGGAUCCAGCAGCAGUCGUCCGCAGGUCUCUUCUCUCACUGCCUCGACGCCCAUGUCUCCGCUUGCAGCCUCUCUCGCGCAGCGAAUCAGUACCAUUCCGCCAUUGGAUUCCUACCGAUUGUUUAACAUGCCCAAGCCUUUCUCCUGGACACCUACAACAACUCUGGAGCCGCCCCCUGUUUUUGCGCCACCUCUAGCUUUAGGCGCAUCGCAGGCUGUUUUUUCUGGCCCCACUCUUUCUGGCCACGUCGGGGUUCAAUCGAUGCCGACAGAUAAUUCACAUCCCAGCCAGGUUUGCCUUUCAGUUCGGUCUCGUUAUCUUCUUUGGCAUCACAUUUAGCAUUCUGGACACCCAACGUGACUAAUAUUGUGACCACCCGGUUAUCUGACGUUGAAGAUUAUUUACCGUGGCGUACUCAAUUUGAGUCAUUUUUAGUAUCUCAUAGUCUUCUAGGGAUACUAGAUGGCUCAAUUCGGGUACCCCACCUAUUGUUUUUGACUUGGCUAGGUGUGAGACACCUAAUUCUGAAUAUCACGAUUGGCUGAAAAUUGAUACAUUAGGCAGGAAUGUUCUCAUGGACUGUCUUCUCUUGGUUGUUUGCUACAUUAGGCAGGAAUGUUCUCAUGGAGGUUUAUACUCUUAAGUAUUCUCAACAGGUGUGGGAGAGAUUACAGUCUCGUUUUAUGUCUGCCUGUUUUGCUAGAUCCAUAGAAUUAAAGCGUUUAUUAUCUCAUGUUAAAAAGAAAGAAUCUCAUACUAUGGACCACUAUCUGUUGAAAAUAAAAAUUAUGACAGACUCUCUUGCGGCUAUAAAUUCACCGGUUAGCAACAGAGAACUUAUAGAAUAUGCUGUGCUUGGGCUCGGUCGUGGCUAUGAAUCUCUCAUCAACACGAUCUCUUAUAUUUCGGCGGCGGAUUUGGAGACUCUUAGACCUCUUCUCCAGGCGCAAGAACAAAGGGAUGCUUUUCUGCAGACUCAGGACACAUCUCCGGUGCACCAGGCCUUUGCAGCAGCCCAGGGACCUGCUGGCAGAGGUGGCCCUCGCGGUGGAGCUCCUGGUCGUGGCCCAGGAGGACGGGGUGGACGUGGACGUGGGAGACGCGGACGUGGUGGCCGCGGGUAUUACCAGCAGUACCCCCCUUAUCAGCAGCUUGGGGGUGCUCCUCCGGCAUAUGGCGGUCAUCCCGGACAGCCGAUUAUUCCUCCACGUGGUCCCACAUAUACUGGCGGUACAGGUUCAGUUUUGAGUAAUAUUAGUUCUGGUUUUGGUUUUACUAAUCCCUCUCGUACUUGUGUUACUCCUAUUUGCAAUGCAGGUUUUCCAUCUGUAGAGAAUUCUUAUAAUUCACCUGCACCUCGAGUUAUUUGUCAGCUCUGCUUUUCUCCGGGUCACUCUGCUUUGACAUGUUCCCGUUUCACUGCCCAAAAUACUCCUGCUCUUGCGGCUCUACCCACCGGUGAGACGCAUGAUUCCGUAUGGUACCCUGAUUAUGGAGCUUCCGCGCACAUGACUCCUCACGAAGGACAACCAAACGAGGGAGCUUCUUCUUCAGGCUUCUAAUAGAGAUCAUGUCUACCUUUUUUCUGCUUUUCAAGCCCGAGUUGUACCUCGUCCCAUUUGGCACAAGCGUCUAGGGCAUUGUGGUGAUCGAGAUCUAUGUACUCUUAGGCAAAAUAAAUUAAUUACUAGUUCUUCUAAUUUUAAUCAUGACUGUGUUUCUCGUAAGCUGGGAAAAUCCCACAGACUUUCAUUUUCUGAUGCUACUCAUGACACAUCUGCUCCUUUAGAAAUUAUUCAUUCUGAUGUUUGAGUGUUUGACAAUC